AUGGGGUCGCCCCAGAGAAACCCUAAGGACCUCAGGAAGAUGGUACAAGACACAAAACAGGACAUGGAUGACGUUCACAAAGCUUUGGAAAAGCUCAGAGGGCCUUCCCAGGAAGAGAGGCUAGAGACAGACAUGCUGCGUUCCCGAAUCGAUGAACAGUCCACUUUGAUCUGCAUUCUGAAGCGGAGAGCUGACGAAAUGCUGUUACGCUGCCAGGCGCUUGAGCGAAUCAAUGCCGAGCUGGAGGACCUGCAGGCAAACGUUCAGGCCGAACUGGAGAAUGAGAGGAAGAGGUCCAAACAGCUGGAGGAGAGGUUCAUGGACCUGGCCGCCAAUCACCGAGAGCUCAUCAGUUUCAAAGACGAGUACAAGAGACAGACCGCGGAACUGCUGAAAGAGAACAAACGGCUCAGGGAGGAGAACGAGAAACUUUUUUGUAAAGAGGUUCAGGAGAAGGAAGCGGUCAUUUUAAAACUCACCCAGGAGCUGAGGGAUCUUGCAGAACAACACAAACAUUUAGAGAUGGAGUGCCAGCACAAAAUGACUGGAUUUCAAGCGAAAAUAAAGGAACUGAUCAACCUUCAUGAGAUUAAAGAGGCGUCUUUGCAGGUUGAACUACAAGACACUCAAAAACAAUUAAAGGAUGCCGUCGAAUUGUGUACUAAAUUGGACCUUGAACUCAAAGAAACACAGGAAAGAGACACAGUUAGGGAGACUGAGACCCAGGGGAAGUUGGACUCUUUGAUGAGAGAGAAGGAUGAACUGCUGGAUUUGUCAAUGCAGCAAGAGAAAAUUAUACAGGACAAGGAAGCAGAAAUCCAGCAGUUGGAACUGAGGAGGCAGGAGGCAGAGAAUGCUACAGUGGAGGCCUUGGAUAGGUUUGAAAAAGAAGCGUCAGCAGUGAAUGAAGUCCUGAGGGUGACAGAGCUUCAGCAGGCUUUGGAGAGGGCAGAGGGAAUAUAUGAUAAUCUGAGGAAGGAUUUUGAGGCAUAUAAAAAACACAGCGGUGAGCUCCUGGCCAAGGAAAAGGAACUAAACGCCAUCCUACGACACAUGAACAUUUAG
Molecule: messenger RNA, 1065 nt
Organism: Chanos chanos (milkfish)
Lineage: Eukaryota; Metazoa; Chordata; Actinopteri; Gonorynchiformes; Chanidae
Product: coiled-coil domain-containing protein 89
Exons: 7
Coding region: 1-1065 (354 amino acids)
Source: RefSeq, a predicted model, not a curated record